GCAGUGGAUCCUUCGGCUUGUGUUCAGACUUUCGACAAUAUGGCGGAUACAAGUGUUGGCGCUGCGUCGUCUUCUAGUAGCGAACCCACCGCCUCUCAUAAUCCUAGCGAAGAUCCCAAUAGCGCUAACGCUAACUUCGAGUGUAAUAUUUGUUUGGACACCGCCAGAGAUGCGGUGAUUAGUAUGUGUGGACAUUUAUUUUGCUGGCCCUGUCUUCAUAGAUGGCUUGAAACACGACCAAAUAGAUCUAUGUGCCCUGUGUGCAAAGCUGGAAUCAGCAAGGAAAAAGUAAUUCCCCUUUUUGGGAGAGGAAGCUCCUCCAAUCAGGACCCAAGGGAAAAAAUGCCACCCCGACCUCAAGCCCAGAGGACCGAACCAGAAAACAAUGGAACUUUUGCUGGAUUUGGUGGAUUUGGUGAUGGCUUUCAGCUCUCAUUUGGCAUUGGUGCUUUUCCUUUUGCUUUUUUCUCUACAACACUUGGUGGAAAUAAUCCACAACAUCCAGCUCCACCGGGCUCUCCCCAAGCAGAAGAUGAGCAAUUUUUGUCCAAGUUGUUCUUAUGGGUUGCUUUUCUUUUCAUGUUCUGGCUCCUUAUAGCAUGAGAGGCUAGCAAAUUUGGUGAGAAUUCUUGGAAUACAUAUGUCAGUGAUGCUGCCUACCUGAGAAUCAUUGUUAUUGAAGGGCUGUCAUCAUAGAUGUUAUCACUGGUCUUGAACUCGAUGCAGAUUCACAAGGGUGUCCGGAAUGGUCGCCCCAAAUUACCCUCGCCCCAAUCACAGUUAAGUAGAGCACUUUGACACAUGACUUUCUUGCUUCAAAAGAUGAGCAUUUCUAAUGUAGGGCGAUUGACUCUGAGUAGGGCGACCGUGCUUAACUAUGAUUGGGGUGAAGGUAUACUUUUGGGCAAUCGUUCUGCAAUUCUUGACAAGGGUAAGAGCACAGAAAAUCUAAGUUUAUAGAUAAAAACCUUAGACUUUCUCCAGCAAGUACUGUAGGUGUUCAAGAAAUCUGUCAAUUAAUAUUAAGCAAAUACAAGGCUUACUUUGACAAUUCUAUAUAUAAAAAAAAGAGCAGAACAAGCGCAUUAUUACUAAAAGCAGAUUUUCCAAAUGAUUGACAAUUUCAGUUACAUGACUCUUGCUGUGAUCCCGACCUCAAAUAUUAUUUCUGGAUGCAUAGCAGGCUAUCUACAUGACAAAAAUCUAAAACACUUGUAUAUAUCAUAAACAAAAACUCAUAUUGUAAAAUAGAAUACAAUCAAUUAAAAAUUUAUGCAACAUGGA
Molecule: messenger RNA, 1284 nt
Organism: Nematostella vectensis (starlet sea anemone)
Lineage: Eukaryota; Metazoa; Cnidaria; Anthozoa; Actiniaria; Edwardsiidae
Product: E3 ubiquitin-protein ligase RNF185
Exons: 7
Coding region: 40-603 (187 amino acids)
Biological process (GO): ubiquitin-dependent protein catabolic process
Cellular component (GO): endoplasmic reticulum
Molecular function (GO): ubiquitin-like protein conjugating enzyme binding; ubiquitin protein ligase activity; metal ion binding
Source: RefSeq, a predicted model, not a curated record